This is a messenger RNA of Balaenoptera musculus (blue whale), 2033 nucleotides long. RefSeq names its product tropomyosin 1 (gene TPM1). The record is from RefSeq and is a predicted model, not a curated record. The coding region runs from base 332 to 1279 and encodes 315 amino acids. Gene Ontology annotation, molecular function: actin filament binding. Gene Ontology annotation, biological process: cardiac muscle contraction; actin filament organization. The transcript has 9 exons. NCBI's taxonomy places the organism in Eukaryota, Metazoa, Chordata, Mammalia, Artiodactyla, Balaenopteridae. Gene Ontology annotation, cellular component: actin filament.
UGGGAUCAGCAGGCGGCUGUGCGCUCGCACUCCGGAUCGGCCUCCCCACCGCGCUCUUGCCUCCCCGCUCCCGCCGCCGCAGCCCCAGGGCCCCUCGCCGCCGCCACCAUGGACGCCAUCAAGAAGAAGAUGCAGAUGCUCAAGCUCGACAAGGAGAACGCCUUGGAUCGAGCGGAGCAGGCGGAGGCCGAUAAGAAGGCGGCAGAGGACAGGAGCAAGCAGCUCGAGGAGGACAUAGCGGCCAAGGAGAAGCUGCUGCGGGCGUCGGAGGACGAGCGGGACCGGGUGCUGGAGGAGCUGCACAAGGCAGAGGACAGCCUCCUGGCCGCCGAUGAGGCCGCCGCCAAGGUACCCGGGCGCGCAGCGCGGCGCACGAAUGGCUAACUCUGUCUCUCUCUCUCUCUCCCUCCCUGUCUUUCCCUUUCUCUCUCCCGCUGUCCCUGUCCUUCUGGCUCUGUGCACCCACACCCCUCCCCUGCGGGAUCACGCUGCCUGCUGCACCCCCCUCCCGUCCCCGUCCCCCACGGCCAACUCCCAGCUGGAAGAUGAGCUGCUGUCGCUGCAAAAGAAACUCAAGGGCACCGAAGAUGAACUGGACAAAUACUCCGAGGCUCUCAAAGAUGCCCAGGAGAAGCUGGAGCUGGCGGAGAAAAAGGCCACCGACGCUGAAGCCGACGUAGCUUCUCUGAACAGGCGCAUCCAGCUGGUUGAGGAAGAGUUGGAUCGUGCCCAAGAGCGUCUGGCAACAGCUCUGCAGAAGCUGGAGGAGGCCGAGAAGGCAGCAGAUGAGAGUGAGAGAGGCAUGAAAGUCAUUGAAAGCCGAGCCCAAAAGGAUGAGGAGAAAAUGGAAAUUCAGGAGAUCCAACUGAAAGAGGCCAAGCACAUCGCUGAGGAUGCCGACCGCAAGUACGAAGAGGUGGCCCGUAAGCUGGUCAUCAUUGAGAGUGACCUGGAGCGUGCAGAGGAGCGGGCUGAGCUCUCAGAAGGCAAAUGUGCCGAGCUUGAAGAAGAGUUGAAAACUGUGACGAACAACUUGAAGUCACUGGAGGCUCAGGCUGAGAAGUACUCGCAGAAGGAAGACAAAUAUGAGGAAGAGAUCAAGGUCCUUUCUGACAAGUUGAAGGAGGCUGAGACUCGGGCCGAGUUUGCGGAGAGGUCAGUAACUAAAUUGGAGAAAAGCAUUGAUGACUUAGAAGAGAAAGUGGCUCAUGCCAAAGAAGAAAACCUUAGUAUGCACCAGAUGCUGGAUCAGACUUUACUGGAGUUAAACAACAUGUGAAAACCUCCUUAGCUGCGACCACAUUCUUUCAUGUUGUUUUUGUUUUUUGUUUUGUUUUGUUUUUAAACACCAUGCUCACCAUGAAACCCCUUAAAUGCAUUUUUAUUUACUUUUACCACUGUCACAGAUACAUCCACAAAGUACCAGCUAGAUCAGGGGUGGGAAAGACACACACACACAGGCAAGCCCGUGUCAAGGCGACAAUGAUUUAAAUGUGCCAUUUCCCAAGUUGACGUUGCCACACUUCGUAGAGAGUUUAGCAACACAGUAUGCUUAGUCCAGGAAUCCUUGCUGAAGCAGAAAGAUUUCCACUCAAAGUGCCAAUGAUACAUGAACGGGAAGAUUAAUGUUGGAAACACAGUCAGGUGUGGAUUGGUGCUACUUUAAACAAAAGGUCCCACUGUGGUCUUUUGUUCAGUAUUGUACAAUUUAGAAUUCUGUCCAACACUAAUUUAUUUUGUCUUGGGUUUAACGAUGAGGUGAGACUACGGAUCCUGGCUGGCAGAAUUCACUAAAGCCAAGGGUUUGUAAGCCAACAUGCUCUUCUGAGGCUUCUGUUUUCUUUUAGUUGGCACAUUUGCAGUUCGUUACAGCUCGUGGGAUAGCAUGCGAUGUGGAUUUCCACCAUGUUCAAGUGAAAGAUUUAGGCACCACGUACAAUGGUGAAGAAAAAACAUUGUCUUAAGAGUUAUAACUGUAUGGAAACCUUGUAUAAUGAUAUGGAAUAAAUGCACAUUGUAGGACAUUUUCUAAA